Molecule: messenger RNA, 2128 nt
Organism: Sinocyclocheilus grahami
Lineage: Eukaryota; Metazoa; Chordata; Actinopteri; Cypriniformes; Cyprinidae
Product: N-acetyllactosaminide beta-1,3-N-acetylglucosaminyltransferase 2-like
Exons: 2
Coding region: 713-1990 (425 amino acids)
Biological process (GO): protein O-linked glycosylation; poly-N-acetyllactosamine biosynthetic process
Cellular component (GO): Golgi membrane
Molecular function (GO): protein N-acetylglucosaminyltransferase activity
Source: RefSeq, a predicted model, not a curated record
ACCAGGGUUGGGAACCACUGCUUUGUAGAAUGUAGAAUGGGGGGAAUGUAGACUUGAACUAGGCUAGUAAAAGUCUGUCAGUGUGCAUUGCUAUUCUUGUUGGUGUGUAUGGUUUAUGAACUGUCGCUUAGAACGUUUAGUAUUAGUAUUUAAUUUUGAAACCGGGCCUGGAAAUAUUCUCUCAGUAUUAAAGAUUCAUUACAAUAGGCCUAUAUCAAAACACAAUUCGCAUUAAACACUCAAGCAAAGGUCUUCAGCAGUCGAAUGAUAGAAAAUCGCUUCUGUUAAAAAAAAAAAAAAGCCUUCGCUCGCGUAGGGUAGCCUACAAUAUUACCUUGAUUAAGUGCUCAGGUGUGUUGGCUGAUGAGCACCAAUCACAGACAGUCAGGUGCUGAUGGAAAAAAGAGGCAGGUGACGUCGCGCUUUUAUCGCUUUUGCGUAGUACAGUGAAACAGCACGCACACUGUGGUGGUGGAUGACAACGUGGUUUCCUUUUGUCAAGACGAGCAGUUUGGACUGAGAAGGAUGAUAGACGCUCCCACGGCUCACAGCUGAACUUGACAUCAAUGGGAAUAUGAUUGAAGAAACUGAAUUCAGUGGAAAAUGAAUGUUUAAAACAAGUACAUUCUGUAGCGCCAAUCCCCACCAUUUCCUGUAAAGACCAACGUCAUUAUUUGCUUCUCAAGAGUACGCUGCUUUUAACAGUUGUAAAAUGAAAAGGAAGUAUAUGAAAUUGCUAAUCGUUGCACUAGCUAGCAGCUUCUGCGUUGUCAUCAUCUUUUCCAAGCUAAAGGUUGUGGAACACAACCAAAAAGACUUGGCUAAGAUCCCUUCAGUUCCAGCUUCCACGCCAAAAAAACCCACAACUGUAGUGAUAAGCACUGUCAAAAAGAAAAGCAAAAGUGCCAUGCUGUAUGAGCUUCCACCACUAACGAUUUCUGAGACUUUCAGAAAAGGCUUUCCCAAAAACGGUGCCUUCUGGAACCGGAAGCUUCAUUCUCUCCUCCGGCAGUUCGACUCCAUCGACAAUCAAACGCACAAAGACCCACGUGACAAGUUUCACUGUCAGCCUGAGAGUUUUGAGUUGCUACAAACCAACAUUCAGGAUAUUCAGUCAUACCCUCCACUUUACGGAGACUUCCUUCGAGGCAUGGAGUGUCGAGACCCAGCACUUCUUAUCGAUCAGCCUGACAAGUGUGCAUCAGAGAGCGGACAGGAUCAAAUGUUCCUACUUUUUGCAGUCAAAUCCAUUCCAAAGCACUUCGAGAGGCGCCAAGCAGUCCGAGAGACCUGGGGAAGUGAAGGCUUGUAUGAAAACGGACUUCAGGUACGAACUGUCUUUCUGCUGGGCCGAUCAUCAGCGGAUGAUCCCAAUCUCGACAAACUGGUUUCGUUUGAAGCUCAGCAGUUUCAAGAUCUCCUCGUCUGGGAUUUUCAUGACUCCUUUUACAACCUGACUCUCAAGGAGCACGUGUUCUUCAAGUGGAUGCUUGAUAACUGUCCUCGCGUAUCUUUCGUUUUUAAGGGUGACGAUGAUGUUUUUGCUAACACUCAAGCGAUAUUGAAUCAUCUGCAGUCUCUGGAGCCAGAGCAGGCCACAGCGUUGUACACCGGGCAGAUAAUUUCUGAUGCCAGCCCGUUACGGGACCCUAAAAUUAAAUAUUAUGUUCCUCAGUCGUUCUAUGAAGGUCCUUACCCUCCUUAUGCUGGUGGCGGUGGAUUCCUUUUUUCUGGAAACCUUCUUCCGUCUCUUUACCACGUUUCCUUUUACAUACCCUUUUUCCCAAUUGAUGACGUCUACAAUGGGAUGUGCUUCAAGGCACUUGGAAUCACUGCAACGAAACACGAUGGUUUCAAGACUUUUGACAUUCGGGAACAAGACCGGGAGAACCCCUGUGUACACAAAAACCUGCUCCUGGUGCACCAGCGUGACCCUCAGCAGACCAUGAGACUGUGGAGAAAUAUGCACAGUGCCAUGCUGACCUGCUGAUGUUUGUAAACCAUUAAACCCCAUUGAGUUCAGCUGUAGUGCUUGAUAAAACCCAUGUUGGAAAAGAAUAACCUGGUGAAACUUUCUGGGGGGCAACAUGGGGAAAAUGCUGAGCAUUAAAGGUACCACUUAAGAGAC